This is a messenger RNA of Anneissia japonica, 1685 nucleotides long. Its product is annotated as homeobox protein Hox-D9a-like. Gene Ontology annotation, biological process: regulation of transcription by RNA polymerase II. Gene Ontology annotation, cellular component: nucleus. Gene Ontology annotation, molecular function: RNA polymerase II cis-regulatory region sequence-specific DNA binding; DNA-binding transcription factor activity, RNA polymerase II-specific. The record is from RefSeq and is a predicted model, not a curated record. The transcript has 2 exons. Lineage: Eukaryota; Metazoa; Echinodermata; Crinoidea; Comatulida; Comatulidae. The coding region runs from base 352 to 1083 and encodes 243 amino acids.
CUGACCAAUACUGAUGACAAGGGGGACAAGGGACAACCGGUGAACAAUAUCGUCUGUACUUUCGCCUUUAUAAUCAGACUUAAUUCUUCACUAGAUGGACAUUUUGAUUUUACGAUAAACUAACCUAGGAACUUUGGAGGUAUAAACAAGAGGAUUCAACCGUGGACAUAUCAAGUGUCUGUUUCUUCACACGUGCGUAAAAUAUAGCAUGAUAAUGCUUUUACUCAGACUCCUUGACCACUGUUAGUAAAACAUACCAUCGGUGUAAGCCAACGGUGUAAAAAAUUGGCACCGAAGAUUCGUUUAUUAAUUGAUAAUUCGUUUGACGUGAACAUACUACCAGUGAGCAGAAUGCAACAGUUUGAGACGAAAAUACCGAACCCCCAGUUAGAGGGACUGCAACAUUCGUCGAAGCCAUUCCAUUCUUAUGGCGCAUUUUACGAGAGUGCAGGCAACAAUAACACUCAUCUGCCGUUGCCGUCUAACGGCAGUUACGUUGGGUUUGUGGGCACAUUUCCAUAUCAUGGGAGCGGUUCAUGUGCCAAUGCGCCAACCAUCCCGGCCUACACGUCGGCAGACACUGGACCCUGGCCACUGCAUCAUUCCGAGAAAGCACAUACGUUUUCACAUUUUAAUUACCACCAAUCGCCGUAUAAUUCUGGGUCCGCUUUUACUUCAUCACCCAUGGGACAAAACGAACUAUCGCAUAUGAAGAGCCAAUUUCAUUCCAUAUCUCACUCGCCAAGCCAGUCCUCAGCUGCGUUACAACGAAGUGGCCAAACACUACAAGAUAGCUCUGCUAAUGCUAGUGGCUACAACUGGAUGAGUCCGUCUACAACAAUACGCACACGCAAAAAGAGGAAGCCAUACACCAAAUACCAGACGUUUGAGUUGGAGAAGGAGUUUCUGUACAAUAUGUAUCUGACAAGGGAGAGACGAUCACACAUUUCAAGGGCUCUAAACCUAUCGGAGCGGCAGGUGAAAAUUUGGUUUCAGAACAGACGAAUGAAACUGAAGAAAAUGCGAUCAAGAGAAGACGGCGAUCGCAAACAAAGGGAUCAAAACCAACAAUCCAUACCGUAAUUUAUAACUCGUAAUUGGAAUUCUGACGCCAAGAAAUAUAGGAUAUUUUCUCAAGGAUUGGUCGAAAGGAGGAAAAAUUGAUGAAUAUAUUAUUCCGUUGAGGAUCUCGCUUGACCUUUUGUGAUGAAUAAUCUGUUUUCCGAGUUAAGUUCAAAAUACAACUUGAAAAUGUAAGACUGAGCGUGAAUGUCUGAUAACUUCUCGCAAACAAAUACAAUAUUCUGAAGGGCAACAAAGUAACGGAAAAGCCAAAGAUAUUCGACAUAAACGCGUUUUCGAUAGAUUUACUGUUUUUGGAAAAUGCAAAAUGAUAUCGAUAAUGUCCUUUAUUGAUUUUUUUUUUCGAAAACAAUCUGAACUCUUUAAGCCUUUUGACUAAGCCCAUUGUGUACCAAAUUUAUUUUGACGUUUACACUGAUCUCGUAAAAUUAUAUAUAUAGGACUAUACAUUUACAGUAUAGGAUCUGUUAUAUAACGUACCAUAUAGGUUAUUAUAUCCAGUUUCCAAACUUUUUUGAUAUAAAUGUACUGUUCUUUAAUGUUGAUUUUCUUGACUUUUUACGUUUACAGUAUAUUUCAUAUAUAUAUAUAUAUAUAUAUAU